Carassius gibelio (silver crucian carp) is the source of this 3902-nucleotide messenger RNA. RefSeq names its product rasGAP-activating-like protein 1. The record is from RefSeq and is a predicted model, not a curated record. Gene Ontology annotation, biological process: intracellular signal transduction; cellular response to calcium ion; negative regulation of Ras protein signal transduction. NCBI's taxonomy places the organism in Eukaryota, Metazoa, Chordata, Actinopteri, Cypriniformes, Cyprinidae. The transcript has 21 exons. Gene Ontology annotation, molecular function: GTPase activator activity. The coding region runs from base 191 to 2632 and encodes 813 amino acids.
GAGACAGCGGCAGCAUGAAACUCACUCAUGCAUUAACAUCAUCCACUGACUACAGGAAAUAUAACUUAAUACCAUUUCAUUAAUGUCAGUUAAUUUGUGAACUGCUCUUAUAGAUGAGGGUUUUACCUCCGUGUUUUCAGUGCUCCUGACCCGAGUUUCAGUUUUCUGAUCGUGAUGUUUAUUGAAGAUCAUGGCCAGAAACACUUCUCUCUACUUUCGCAUCGUCGAGGGACGAGAUCUGCCUGCAAAAGACGUUUCUCGGUCCAGUGAUCCGUACUGCAUCGUCAAAGUUGACAAUGAAGUCGUGGCCAGAACCGCCACCGUCUGGAAGAACCGAAACCCGUUCUGGGGCGAGGAAUACACCCUUAACUUGCCGAAGGGCUUCCAUACGCUCACCGUUUACGUCAUGGAUGAAGACACCAUCGGUCAUGAUGAUGUGAUUGGUAAAAUCUCCCUGAGUAAAGACCUGAUCGCCGCUCAACACAAAGGUUUGGAUAACUGGCUGAAUCUGACACGUGUGGAUCUGGAUGAAGAGGUUCAGGGCGAGAUUCGUUUGGCUCUGGAGCUGCACAGAGAUUCUCAGAGAAGCAGUCUGCACUGUCACGUCAUCGAGGCCCGUGAUCUGGCUCCACGUGAUAUCUCCGGUACCUCUGAUCCCUUCACCAGAAUCAUCUACAACAACCUCAGCGCUGAGACAUCGAUCAUAAAGAAGACACGCUUCCCGCACUGGAAUGAGAUGCUGGAGUUGAGUCUGGAUGAAGGUGAUGAUGAUGAUGAAGGUGGAAGUGUGACGGUGGAGGUCUGGGACUGGGACAUGGUGGGCAAGAACGACUUCCUGGGAAAGGUGGAGAUCCCUCUCUCGUGUCUGCACAGAUCUCCGCUGCAGGGCUGGUUUCGUUUGCUGCCGCUGGGAAACACAGAGAACGACGCCAGAGGAAAGCUGGGUGCUCUGCGUCUGAAGGUGCGUUUGACCGAGGACAGGAUUCUUCCGUCUGUGUGCUAUCGGCCUCUGACCGAGCUGCUGGUGGACGCCGUCAUCUCGCCAUCAAAGGUGGACGAGCCCUCGCCGCUGACUCUGCUGGAGGAGGUGACGACGGUGGAGAGCAGGCAAGACGUGGCCAUGACGCUGGUCAAGAUCUACCUGGGUCAGGGUCUGGUCGUGCCAUUCCUGGACUACCUCAACACCAGAGAGGUCCACAGCACCACAGAUCCAAACACACUCUUCCGGUCAAACUCGCUGGCCUCCAAAGCCAUGGAGCAGUUCAUGAAGGCCGUCGGGAUGCUGUAUCUACACCAGGUUCUGAAGCCCAUUAUCAACCGCAUCUUCGAGGAAAGGAAAUACGUGGAGUUGGAUCCAUGCAAGAUAGACCUCAGCCGCUCCAGGCGUAUCUCGUUUAAAGGCUUGUCGUCGGAGGCUGAGGUCAGGAAGAGAAGCGUGGGGCUCCUGAAGACGUAUCUGAGCAGCAUCAUGGAGGCCAUCGUCAGCUCGGUGUCCCAGUGUCCUCCAGUGAUGAGAGUCGUCUUCAAACAGCUCCAGAAACGCGUGGAGGAACAGUUUCCAGAAGCUGAGAACGAGGAUGUGAAGUAUUUGGCCAUCAGUGGCUUCUUCUUCCUGCGUCUGUUUGCUCCUGCGAUUCUGACGCCCAAACUCUUCCAGCUGAGAGAGCAUCACGCAGACGCCAGGACCAGCAGAACGCUGCUGCUGCUCGCUAAGGCUCUUCAGAGCGUGGGGAACCUGGGUCUUCAGCUGGGUCAUGGGAAGGAGGAGUGGAUGACCCCUCUGCAUCCCAUCAUCCUUUGCAGCGUGGCGUCCGUCAAAGACUUCCUGGACAAACUCAUAGACAUCGAUCACAACAACGUGUGUGGAGCUCCUCAGCGCGCCGUGUUUUUGCCGUCGGUCAUCGUGAAGGAAGGCUUCCUGCAGAAACACAAAGCUGAAGGACCUCAGCUGCUCAAACGCUUUGCUUUUAAGAAACUCUAUUUCUGGCUGAGUUCAGAGUCGCUGUCGUACGCCAAGAGCCCCAGCUGGCAGGUUCGCUCCUAUAUUUCUAUAGCGUGUGUGUGUGCUGUGGAGCGCGUGGAUGAAAACGCCUUUCAGCUCCAGAACGUCAUGCAGGUCAUUACACAGGACACAGAUGGACAACUACACACCACAUACCUGCUGUGCAAGAAUGUAAAUGAGCUCAAUCAGUGGCUGUCGGCGAUCAGGAAGGUCAGUAUUUAUAAUGAACACAUGCUGCCGUCGUUUCACCCCGGAGCUCAUCGAGGAAACAAAUGGACCUGCUGCCUUCAGCCCGACCGCACCGCGUCGGGCUGCAGUCGGACUCAUUCGGCCGUGACUCUGGGCGACUGGAGCGACCCGUUGGAUCCUGAUGCUGAAACACAGAUCAUUUAUAAAGAGCUGCUGCAGGGUCGAGACAAACUCAGGAAGCAGUACCUGGAGACACAGGAAGUGGAGGCAGAGGAACAGGAAGUGCCGCUGAAGGCCAGUCAGCCGUCAUCAGUGUCUGCACAGGGCCGAUCUCAGCGUGCUCGAGCCCUCGUCGCUCGUCUGCUGGACGCUGUGCUGGAUUUAGAGCGAGCGCAUUCAUCCUUCCAGAGCCGAGAAGCAGACGAGAGCCUGAGCUCAUAGAGACCUCGAACUCACUCCAACUGGAAAAUCAGAUUAUGCAAUGUCCAUGGAAAUAUUUAUAUUUUUCAACCUAUUUGUACUUUGAAGUGUCUUUAUUAUCUUGAUGCUCUGGGAUAAUUUUAUGUAUUUAAAAAAUGUAAAUCAAUUUUAUAAAUUAGUUUUACAAUUUUAAUUUAAAAGAAACUGCUUUCUAUUGAGAUGUAUUUUAAAAUAUUAAAUGUAUGUGAUUAUUUUUGCUCGAGAAACAUUUCUGUUCAUUAUCAAUGUAGAAAAUAUUGUUCUUUUUGAACUUUCUAUUCAUCUGUGAGUCCUGAAAAAUAAAAUGCAUCAGUUUCCACAAAAAUAUUUAGCAGCACGACUGUGUUCAACAUUGAUAAUAAUCAGAAAUGUUUCUUGAGCAUUAAAUCAUCAUAUUUUCAUGAUUUCUGAAGAUCAUGUGACACUGAAGACUGGAGGAAUGAUGCUGAAAAUACAGCGGAGCAUCACAGAAAUAAAUUACACUUUAACAGAUACUCACGUAGAAAACAGCUAUUUUGAAUAGUAAUAAUAUUUCUUUAUUUUCUACCAUAUUUUUGAUCAAAUAAAAGCAGUCUUGGUGAGCAGAAAAGAACAAAAAAGGCCUCCAAUGUGUGUAUAUAUAUAUAUUAAGAUAAUAAUAAAAAUAAAACAUAAUAACAAACUAUUGAUAUGCAAGUGCAAAAACUAUAUGUGUGUGUGUGUGUGUGUAUAAGAAACUAUAAUAGUAUGCCAAUCCCGCUCAAACAACACUGACACACAUUAUAGAAACAGUGAGUAGCAUCUUGUUUCUGCUCGCUGGACUCCAGAAUCUAUUUUGUGCAAUUUGCUUUCAUGCAGGUGAACUAGUUCUAGACCAAAUGCAUUCGAUUAAUAUAGCAAUUGUAAUAUAUUGCUGUCUUUAAACAGCUGUUUUCUAAAUGUUCUGUAAGUGUCAGUGCUGUGGACAGAAGCAGGUCACACUGAAUCAGGUCAGCAGUGUAAAACUGAAUCGAGGCCGGACGCUGCUCGUGAGUUUGGGUUUGCUUCAGAUGUUUUUAUCACUUCUCUGGUUGUGGCAUUUGGUUGAUUUAGGCUGAUUUGCUGGUUUAUUUAUAUCUGUGGUUGUGUGAGCAUGUGUGUGCUGGAAAACGGCCGAAUAGAGUUGAUUUGUUUUGUUUUUGGCUAGAUAUAUAUUUAAAACAUUUGUGCAGAAAUUAUUUAUUUAUUUGAGCAUCUGCUGUGCCUGUUGACCAUAAAACACAUCUACAUUAAA